CGUAUUGACAAACAUUGUAUUGAUUGAAUCUAACGUUGUAUUCAUUCAAAUCUUGUCGGAUCCUUCAGUAUCGCUUUAUGAUUUGUCGGUAGUUUACCUAUAAAAUCCCUAUACUGUAUUUUUUACCGAGGUAAUAUAAUAAGUCUUUUUUUUCUUAACGCUGAAAUUUUAAAUGAUAAGGAUUGUAAAAACUCAAAGACGUGAGCAAAAUUAACGGGUCGUUCUCUUCGCAGCAAUCAUGGAGCCGGCUAUUGACUGGUGGGAAAAUUAUUUAGAAAAAUUUCAUGCAUUAAGAAUCAAAUUCACUGGGGUGCCGAGAACCCUCUGCUACCAUGGAGCGGAUCAGCUUGGCAAUUCUUUUUACGUUAAAUUCAAACGUACUGAGGAAAAAGAACCCGAGCUGGUAUUGAUAUUGUUCAUCGAUGGAGGAUCGACCAAAUACGAACUGCCGCAGCAUCCGAAUACGGUGAUAAAGCGAGAUAAAGACAGCUGGUCUGCCGAUGGCUUGACCAUGACAGUUUUGGAAGAGGAAAAGAGAGUGCGAAUAACAUUUAAUGGUCUUUUGAGAAAAGGCACACGUACGAGCGUCGACGAGGAUAUCCACACUGGACUCGAGCACGUCCGAUUGAAUUUCAUAUUCGUAGCUUCCACUAAACCCUUUCCGACUCACGGACGGAAACGCAAAUCAUUGCAGGGUUUUACCGAAAUCGAUCAGUACGGAUCGAUGAUGGGUCUGGUCAGACUUGAAAGCAAAAGCCACGAACUCUUUUUUCGUGGAAUGCGUCAAUUGUAUGUGGGUGAAAUAAAAUUCGCCCUCCCAAGACUGACUUUGAUGGGAGUGGAUCAAAUUGGAAAUAUUUUUUGCAUUCAUGUUGAUGCCGAAAAUUCUGAGUCGCAAAUAAAAAAAUUUGGACAUAUAAAGGAUCCGCUGGACAAUUUUCGGAUCAUCGACUCGAGCAAUCUAACUUUUGAGGAUUUCAUGUACUCAGUUAAACAUAAUAACGAUUAUUCAAGUUCAUUUAAAACUGAUCAAACUUACGAAGUAAAGAUAUCGUGGCGAAAAGGAAUGACAUACGGAAUAUACGGAGGAUAUCCUUGGAAUCAUAAGACGAGGUAUUUGCACUUCACCAUGGAACUGAAUGGUACGAAAGGCUUCGCAAUAGCGGAAUAUACCAAGUCCUACGUUGGAACUUGUCCCAUAAAUAUACCCAUCACGGACUUGAGUGAUAGAAGAAACCGACUGUUCCCGGAAUUUAAACAUUACCACGCUUAUCUGCUCCCCCUGAGCUCAACCGAGUGCCAAGACGAGAGGCUGGUCGGAGGUAGAGGUGCCUCGCUCGCCCAGAUGAAGUCGUUAAAAAUGCCACAGUUCGUCGUAGCAGAUGGUUUCUGUAUCACAACUGAAGCCUUCACGCACUUUUUGAGCCACAAUAAAGAGCUAUCGGCAGCCGUAAAAGAAUUGAAGCGCGAAUACAAUCCUGGUUUCGUUCCAACGCGUCCUCUGGAUUACGAUCCCGAAAAAGAAAUCAAAUUUAAGAAAACCGAAGCGUUGGAUAAAAUCGCCGAACUGUUCAAGACGGCCAAAAUGCCAGAUCAGAUGAAGCAAGCGAUAGACGAUUAUUUCCAUAACAAUAUCGGGUCGCGCUACCAUACGUAUCUUUGCGAGGUGCACUGCAGCGCCUACCACGAAGACGCGGAUGAAAAAAUGUGGGGUGGUCUGGACGAGUGGUUCUGCGACGUGAGUUGCGAAGACGUCUACCAGGCCGUGAUCGACUUGUGGGCCAGCUUGUACAAGCCUUUUUACGUCGAUUACCGGGCCUCGAACGGCCUACCCCUGGACCGUCCCAUCGGCGUGGUCAUACAGCAGCAGUUGGCGGACCCCGACGCGUUCGGCGUCCUCUUCACCAGACACCCGCGCACGGGCGACCCGCGAAAGAUCUACGCGGGCUCUCACAGCGGCGCCCACAAGCCGGACAAUUACCACUUCUCGAUCCGGGUGGCCGUCGACCGGCACAACGAGUUCAAGCUCGAGGACAACGGUCCGAUCUACCUCGACGGCGACUCGUCCAACAUCGAGCGGACGAACCAGGUCCGCAUCGGGAACAAGGUCGCCCUGAGACUCGCCGAGAUCGGCCGAGAACUGGACGAGCUCUACGGUUCGGCCCGCUUCAUCGACUGGUCGUACUACGCCAAAGGGGACACGAUCUAUCUGCACUAUAGCCGGCCGCUGACGCACUUCGAAGCCUGGACGGAUUUCGAGCUGACCCACGAGCUCGGCACGGGUGUGCCCGCCGACAAGGACAUGCUGACCUCGGUUCACGCGGCCGAGAUUUUCCCCUACUGCGUGACGCCGCUCACCCGCACGGUCGUCUGCGAGGCUCUCGCCCCGUCGUCCUACUACCGCGAGUUCAGAUCCGUCGACGUCGACGACGACUUCUACAUCCACAAGAAUGCGUUCGUCAUCUUCAACAACAGGGUCUUUUUCAAUUAUUUCAACAUCGCGUUUCGCAGCCGAUGGGCGACGACCGACAAAAGCAUCGUCGCCAGAGAUUUCGCCCGUGGCGGACAGUCGAUCGUCGCGCCGGAAGUGCUCGAGGACGCGAAAAGGCGCAUCCACGCCUCCGACGGUGCGAUCGUCGACAAUCUCAAGCAUCUCGGCGGCAUUUGGCUGGACUACCGCGGCUCCAAGGGCGUCGAACUCGACUUCGUACAGCUAUUACUGAAACCGUACAGAUCCGCUCGAUACGGAGACGAAGACGAGGAGAUGAAACAUCUGAACAGAAAGAUAUGCGCGUUGCGCGACGCCUCGCGGACUCACGGCCACUUCAUGCGUCGUAGCGAGCGUCGCCUGGUGCGGCUCCUGGACAGGCUCGCGCGCGGCAAGGACAUCACCGACCAGACCCUGUCGGACACGUCGAUAGUGCUGGGCUACCCCACGGAUCUCCCCAGCAACUCUCUGCCGACAUUGAUGAAUUCGAUCCUGCGUAGCAAAUAUUACAACCCCGAACGACUACUGAUAAACCAUAAAAGUUUCAUUCGCGAUUACCGUGAGAUGUGGCACUUUCUCGGCUUCAACGAAUUGGAAAUGGCCUCGGAGCCUUUUGGCAUGAGGCCAGAUGCCAUUUUCAGGAUGCUCACGAAAAUAAAGUGGGUAAAAAAACCGGUUGUGACCAAGCCCUUGGAGGCGGAAUUCAUGAAGGAAUUGAGAAAAUUUCCAGAAGCACGCGUACGAGCCGCGGCAAAUCUGGUACCGGGCCUGAUCAAGAGCUUGCGGCGCCGAGAAGAGUCCCGAGAGCUUCUCAGCAAAGCAGUUCAAAUACUGAGGAUGUACUUCUGCCUGAUGGCCGACGAGCUGGUGAAGGCGGGCAAAUUGCCCGACGUCGGCUUGAUACACUACUUGACGCGCGAGGAGGCGCUGUCACUGGCGAAGCCCGAGGCAGUGCCUAUGCCGGACCUGAUCAGGAAGGCCCAUCGUCGCAGGGAACUCUGGUUCGAGCUCGACCGGAUGAUCUAUUAUCCGGAAUACUGGUACGGUGUGCCGAGGCCCAUCGACAGAGACGGCCGGUUCUUCAGAUCGUGGUUGGAGCGCGAGGAGAUUUACGGCACGCCGAUUUUCCCCGGUGAAGUUAGGCGCGGUGUGCUCAUCGUCGCCAGGACGCCCGAGGAGACCCAUUGCUUGAUGACAGAUUCUCCAGUGCAGCCAAACGUCAUCCUCGUGACUCCGUGCAUCGACGCGGGCUGGAGCCAAUUUUUGCCGUUCGUCGGGGGAGUGAUCACCGAGCACGGUGGCAUCCUCAGCGAGGGAGCGUUGAUCGUGCGCGAGAGCUCCUUGCCGUGCAUCAUGGGCGUCCCCAUGGCCACGAAUAUCUUUAGAACGGGCGAUCCGGUGUACAUGGACGGAUAUAACGGUGAAAUUAAAAGAUUGCGCAGAGAGACGGCCCAAAGACAGGCUUCCGUCCCAAGAUCGCCUGGCGAUGAGCCCCAAAUAGAGGCUUCCGUCCCAAGAUCACCUGUCGAUGAACCCCAAAGAGAGGCUUCAGUCCCAAAAUCGCCUGACAAUGAGCCCCAACGAGAGGCUUCCGUCCCAAGAUCGCCUGAAAAUGAUCCAGACAAAACAGUGCGCUUCAAUGAAACUGUAAAAGUCACAAAGAUGAAUCUACUGUAAUGCGAACGCGCUUUGAAAAAGCUGGGAUAAAAAUCAUUCAUUAAAAUUAUCAUUCACUGAAAGUCAGAGUGAACAAUUAAUUUUUUUGUAUUUUUAUAAAAUCAACUCAAGUCGUGUUGUCAAAUAAAUAUGUGAAUAUUUGUACAUUUUAAA
Messenger RNA from Trichogramma pretiosum, 4318 nucleotides. RefSeq lists its product as uncharacterized. NCBI's taxonomy places the organism in Eukaryota, Metazoa, Arthropoda, Insecta, Hymenoptera, Trichogrammatidae. Gene Ontology annotation, molecular function: kinase activity; ATP binding. The transcript has 10 exons. The record is from RefSeq and is a predicted model, not a curated record. The coding region runs from base 239 to 4165 and encodes 1308 amino acids. Gene Ontology annotation, biological process: phosphorylation.